Messenger RNA from Lathyrus sativus (Indian pea), 1071 nucleotides. The record is from the annotation of a GenBank genome assembly. Lineage: Eukaryota; Viridiplantae; Streptophyta; Magnoliopsida; Fabales; Fabaceae.
AUGGCUCCAACAAUUCUGCCCCUGGCAACUUUAUUUCUAGCUUUCUCUGCUUCUUUUCUCCAGAUCGGAGAAGCGGAAGCAGAUCAACUCACUGCACUCAAGCUUAAUUCUCAUAUUCUUCAGGAGUCAAUCGCUAAAGAGGUUAACGAAAACGCAGGGGCAGGAUGGAAGGCUGCUAUUAAUCCUCGUUUCUCCAAUUCUACGGUUGGACAAUUUAAGCGCCUUCUUGGAGUCAAACAAACGCCUAGGAAUGAACUCAGUAGUAUACCUGUUGUAACUCAUCCAAAAUCAUUAAACUUGCCAAAGGAAUUUGAUGCAAGGACAGCUUGGCCUCAGUGUAACACUAUUGGAAGAAUUCUAGUUCAGGGUCACUGUGGUUCUUGUUGGGCAUUUGGUGCUGUUGAAUCAUUAUCAGACCGUUUUUGCAUUCAUUUUGGUGUGGAUGUACCCCUUUCUGUUAAUGACCUUCUUGCAUGCUGUGGGUUUCUUUGUGGAUCUGGCUGUGAUGGUGGGUAUCCCAUUUCUGCAUGGCGAUACUUAGCACACCAUGGUGUUGUCACUGAAGAGUGUGACCCAUACUUUGAUCAAACUGGAUGUUCUCAUCCUGGUUGUGAGCCAGCGUAUCAAACUCCCAAGUGCGUUAGGAAGUGUGUAAAGGGAAACCAGCUUUGGAAGAAGUCAAAACACUACAGUGUCAAACCAUAUAGGGUUAACUCUGAUCCCCAAAAUAUCAUGGAAGAAGUUUAUAAGAACGGGCCGGUUGAAGUUGCAUUCAGUGUUUAUGAGGAUUUUGCUCACUACAAAUCAGGAGUUUACAAACACAUCACAGGUUCUGCACUAGGCGGUCAUGCAGUAAAGCUGAUUGGGUGGGGAACAAGUGAUGAAGGGGAGGACUAUUGGCUUAUUGCAAAUCAGUGGAAUACAAAUUGGGGAGAUAAUGGUUACUUCAAGAUCAAGAGAGGGACAAAUGAAUGUGGAAUUGAAGAGGAUGUUACAGCCGGUUUGCCUUCUCCCAAAAAUGUUAUAAGAGAGGUGGCCGACAUGGAUGUUGACACUGCCGUUUCCUUCUAA